UGAAAGUUAUGAAUGACACAUUUUGAUUUUUCUAAUCUUUCGUGUCUUUGAGACUUUGAGUACCUAUUGUAAACUGAAGGGAAUCUUUAGUAAAAUUUAUAAUAAUGGUGGAUCGUUUAGUGAAUAGUGAGGCAAAUGCUAGAAGAAUUGCUAUGGUGGAAAACUGCUUCGGCAGUUCGGGACAGCCUCUGGCGGAACAAGGCAGAGUUCUGGUUGGAGAAGGUGUACUAACAAAAAUGUGCCGAAAGAAACCCAAAGCUAGACAGUUCUUUCUCUUCAAUGACAUACUUGUUUACGGCAACAUUGUUAUAAACAAGAAAAAGUAUAACAAACAACAUGUCAUUCCCCUUGAAGAAGUCAAAUUGGAAUCACUAAAGGAUGAAGGGCAGUAUCGUAAUGGAUGGUUGAUCCGCACUGCAUCUAAAUCUUUUGCUGUGUAUGCUGCAACAGCUACCGAGAAGGAGGAAUGGAUGGCGCACAUAGAGAAAUGUAUAGAGGAUUUGCUAAGGAAAAGCGGCAAGCAGCCACCGUCGCAGCACGCAGCCGUGUGGGUGCCCGACAACGAAGCGGCCAUAUGCAUGCAUUGCAAGAAGACACAGUUCACUGUGCUCAACAGGAGACACCAUUGCCGCAAGUGCGGCUCUGUAGUGUGCGGACCGUGCUCGUCCAAGCGGUUCGUGCUGCGCGGACAGAGCGACAAGCCGCUGCGCGUGUGCCUGCAGUGCUACGACGAGCUGACGCGCGACCGCGCGCGCCCCGCGCAGCUGCAGCCCGCGUCCGCCGCCGUACCCACAAAAGGUGUAGAGGGCGCAGGGUCGGGAGGUGACUCCUCAGGUGAUGACGACAGCGAUGACGAUGACGACCGCUUGCAGCCCGACCAGAGUCACGACGAGCCAAAGUUCUACGGUGAUGGUGAAAAGACUGAUGAAACCAAUAACUAUUCGUCCAAGGAGAACAAGUGAAGAGGAAACAAAUAACAAACAAAAUAGAAUCAUCCCAAUAAAACAAUUAUUAUGUUUUUAAUAUAAAUUAUUAUAACUUUACAAUUUAGAUAUAUUAUUGCGUCGCCCUCGAUACAUAUUCCGUAAGGGCAUUAAAGUAAAAUUACAUAAAUAUUUUUUUGACAGAAAUAGCAAUGUUAGGAACGUCAAACAUGUUUGUCAAACUUUUUUGUUUCAUUAAGCAGUGUUUGGUAAACAAUUUAAACAAGGUCUCAGACGAUCAAAUUGUUUUACAAACAUGUUUGUUUUGACGAAAAGUUUAUUUGUUUACGGAGUCCUGAUGAUGAUGAUAUAUUUUGUUUUAUAGAUCAAACCUGGCCCUUGUACAACCCAAAAAAAAAUAAAGCAUUUUAUUUUUUCUUCCGUCUUGCAUUGAACACUCACUUGGAAAAACAAAUAUGAAAUAAACCAUAAAAUCACUUACAAAUCAACAAAAAAAAAGUACAUAUUAAGGAGUCCAAUUUUUAUGCCAUUAUUUUAAUCAAUAAAAAAACCUUGAUUUCAAACAGCAUGCCUUAAUGUUUUUACCUAAAACAUGCUGUUUGAUAUAGUCACGAAAAUACUCAGAUCAAUUAUUGUAUAGACUACCUCACUAGGCGUUACUUUUCUGUCAAAGUUUACGAUCAAUGAUCUAAUGCCUCUAUAAAAACUGUCUCUAUAGUAUCGAUGUUUCAUAAUUGUAAUUGUGUUUGUCGGUUAAAGAGCUCCGUAAAAAUGCCUUUUUGUGGUUGAGUGGUGUAAAAACGGACAAAAACAUCUAGUUUAGUAUAAGAUGUAUACCAAAUCUAAGCUCCUUUUCCUCAGAAAAUGACUGACAAUUUUGUUUGUGAAUUGAGGUGCAAUACUGGUCCUUCUGUAAUUGGUCUGAGCAUAAAUAGAAGAAAAACAAAAACAUUUUGCGUUUUACUUUUGUUACGUUACAUAUUCCACACAAAAAUAAAUGCCUAUAAAAAUGGCUUAACUAUGUCUAACAUUAUAGUCACUCGAAAAUUGUCACCGUAUCUGCCUUCUAUUGAUAGAGUUUGAUAAGUCUUUUAUCAAUCUACAAACUUGUGACUUUUAUCUAUAUAAAUAAUAUUUUUGUAAAAGUAAUUUUAAUUUUUGGACGAGUUGUAUAGGGUAACUUUGACUGUUUUCUUAACUACCAGAGGAAACUUUCAAUUUUCAACAUAUCUCGUAUAUAUACUUGACCCUUUUUUACUUCAACAAAUGUAAAAUAAAUUAAACUUUGAAAUUAGACCAAUGUAUCAUACAAUAAUAACACAUUUUUAUGUCAUUUUGGGAUAUUUUGACCCACUCCCUGUGGCAUGAAUUUGAAGUUUUCUCAAAUUCAUGCCAAUAACUUAAUUGGUGAAUAUUUGUAUAAAAACAUUCGUUAUUUAGUUAAUUACGAACAAUGAAAAAUGUAGUGAAUAUAGAGAAAUCACAAAUUAUUGCAUUGCCAUAGAUUACCC
Bicyclus anynana (squinting bush brown) is the source of this 2455-nucleotide messenger RNA. RefSeq names its product pleckstrin homology domain-containing family F member 2 (gene rush). Gene Ontology annotation, cellular component: early endosome. The transcript is spliced from 8 exons. Bases 105 to 962 code for a protein of 285 amino acids. NCBI's taxonomy places the organism in Eukaryota, Metazoa, Arthropoda, Insecta, Lepidoptera, Nymphalidae. The record is from RefSeq and is a predicted model, not a curated record. Gene Ontology annotation, molecular function: phosphatidylinositol binding; metal ion binding.